This is a messenger RNA of Phycodurus eques (leafy seadragon), 1909 nucleotides long. RefSeq names its product aconitate decarboxylase 1 (gene acod1). Gene Ontology annotation, molecular function: lyase activity. The coding region runs from base 134 to 1558 and encodes 474 amino acids. The record is from RefSeq and is a predicted model, not a curated record. The transcript has 5 exons. Lineage: Eukaryota; Metazoa; Chordata; Actinopteri; Syngnathiformes; Syngnathidae.
GUCAUCACGCUGACCAUCAUCAACCGGCUUUGGAAAUUCUGACGUUCCGCCACUGGGCAGCGUGACCUUCGCUAAUAAAUAGGACAAGCUCCCCUUUAGGACUUCAACAUUCAACGCAAAGGUUAAGGAAGGAAUGAUGCGUAAGGGGGUCACGGAGAGCUUCGGCGCCGCCAUCCAAGCCCUGGGCGCCGGCCAGCUGUCGGAUGGCGUGAUUAGGCGCAGUAAACGGAUGAUGCUGGACACCCUCGGCGUGGGCCUGCUCGGAUCCGGGACGGACGUCUUCGACAAAGUUCUCAAGUACAGCCGGUCGUUCCAGUCAGAGGAGAAUAGCAGAGUUUGGGGCAAAUCGGACGCGACUGUGCCGCCGCACUUCGCCGCGUUUGUCAACGGCGUGGCGGUUCACUCGAUGGACUUUGACGACACGUGGUACCCGGCCACUCAUCCCUCGGGGGCCGUGCUGGCCGCGCUGCUGGCCUUGGCGGAGGUCGCGCCCGGGAGGCCCUCCGGUGUGGACCUGUUGGUGGCCUUCAAUGUUGGCAUCGAGGUGCAGGGCAGACUGCUGAGGUUCUCCAGGGAGGCCUUCAACAUCCCUAAAAGAUUCCACCCUCCCAGCGUGGUCGGCGUGAUGGGCAGCGCGGCGGCCUCUGCCAAGCUUUUGGGUUUAUCGUCCGGGCAAUGCGCCAACGCUCUGGCCAUCGCGGCGUGCUCGGCCGGGGCGCCGCUCGCCAACGCCGCCACCCAAACCAAACCGCUGCACAUGGGCUACGCCGCCCAGAGGGGCCUGGAGGCCGCUCGGCUGGCCCAGACGGACGUGGCGGGCAACCCGUCCAUCCUGGACGCGGAGCACGGCUUCGGGGUUUACUACGAAGACUACGAGCCGUCCGCGAUGACGCUCCCCGGGGUCGGCGGCUCAGGUUGGGUCCUCGAGGAGCAGGACGUGGCCUUCAAGCGCGUGCCCGCUCAUUUGGGGAUGCACUGGGUGGUGGACGCCGCUUUGACGGCUCGCGCUAAGAUCCCAAACUUGGACGCGGGUCAGAUAAAACGGGUCACCCUCCGAGUUCCGCCUUCCAAGUACAUCGACUGCCCUUUUCCCACCACGGAGCACCAGGCCAGGCAUUCCUUCCAGUUCAACGCCUGCUCCGCCAUCCUGGACGCCGGCGUGUCGGUGGGCUCCUUCGCCAGACCUCAAAGGGAGCGUUCGGAUCUCAAGGAGCUCCUGGCCAAAGUAGAGGUGCAGGUUCCCGGGGAUAACCGUGCCAACUUCGACAAGAUGUACGGCGAGGUCGUCAUAGAAAGCCACCGAGGGGAGAGCGUCUCGGCCAGGUGCGACACGUUCUACGGACACUGGAGGAAGCCGCUGAGGCAAGAGGACCUGGUGGCCAAGUUCAUGGCGAACGCUUCCUCGGUGUUGAGCUCGGAGGGCGCCGAAGGCGUGCUGGACACUGUCGGAAACCUGGAGACCGAGGCGGAGUGCACGCCGUUACUUUCGUACUUGACGAUGACGACCGAGCAACGCCACCGCAAGUGUGACUCCGUAGCUUUGUCGCAAAGCGUAUGAGAAAGAGGGAGUCAACGUUUACCCACACCAAACAAAACACUGUAAAUAUUGUUGCUUUCCAAUCAAAAGCAAGCACUUUAUCAAGCCAAAAAAUAUUUGGUCAGGCGAUCAAUCCAGGGUGUACCCGGCCUCUCGCCCAGUCAGCUGGGAUGGGCGCCAGCACGCCCGCGAGCCGCGUGAGGAGAAGCCGUACGGAAUGUGGAUGGAUGGAUAUUUCAUACAGUUUUUUUUCUCACAUUAAACAAUGAACACGGAAGUCAUGUUUCAGAAAUACAAUGUACUCUGAAGUGUGUUUACUGUCCAAUCAAAAUCAUGUUUCCACAAUACUCCAAUACAAUACUCUACUACUUU